Arabis nemorensis is the source of this 1434-nucleotide messenger RNA. NCBI's taxonomy places the organism in Eukaryota, Viridiplantae, Streptophyta, Magnoliopsida, Brassicales, Brassicaceae. The record is from the annotation of a GenBank genome assembly.
AUGGACAAAUACAAUAAUUUAUCAGAUUUUCUCAAGAAUUUCUACGUUCCUUCGUACGUUCUCUCCCCUGAAGCCGAACAUGUGGUCGUGCCAAGUGGUCCACCAGAGAGCCCAAUCAUCGUAUUCAUCAACUCCAAAAGCGGCGGUCAACUCGGUGGAGAACUCUUAAGAACCUACCGAACUCUUCUCAACGAAAAACAGGUUUUUGAUCUUGAGGUAGAGACUCCGGAUAAGGUGCUACAGAAAAUAUAUCUUAACCUAGAGAGGCUAAAAGACGAUGGUAUCGCUCGCAAGAUUCAUGAGAAGUUGAAAAUAAUUGUUGCAGGAGGAGAUGGAACAGCUGGUUGGCUCCUUGGAGUUGUCUCUGAUCUUAAAUUAUCCAAUCCACCUCCAAUUGCUACUGUUCCCUUGGGUACGGGAAACAACCUUCCAUUUGCAUUUGGAUGGGGGAAGAAAAAUCCUGGAACAUGUAGGUCUUCUGUGGAGUCUUUUUUGGAUCGAGUGAGCAAGGCUAAAGAAAUGAAGAUAGACAAUUGGCACAUACUUAUGAGGAUGAAGGCUCCCAAAAAUGGCUCUUCUGAGCCUAUUGAGCUACCGCAUUCUCUACAUGCAUUUCAUCGUGUUUCUCCAUCAGAUCAAGUAAAUAUAGAAGGUUACCAAACAUUUCGUGGAGGGUUCUGGAAUUACUUUAGCUUGGGGAUGGAUGCUCAAGUAUCUCAUGCAUUUCAUUCUCAGAGAAAAUCGCACCCCGAAAGAUUUAAGAAUCAGCUGGUUAAUCAGAGCACAUAUUUAAAGCUUGCUGGUACACAAGGAUGGUUUUGUGCCUCUCUUUUUCACCCUUCUUCAAAAAACAUAGCUCAGCUAGCAAAGGUUCAGAUUUGUGAUAAAAGUAGCCAAUGGAAUGACCUUGACAUUCCCCAAAGCAUCAGGUCAAUUGUGUGUUUGAAUCUUCCUAGCUUUUCUGGAGGACUAAAUCCUUGGGGAACACCAGACCCGAGGAAACAACGUGAUAGAAGCCUAACUUCACCAUUUGUUGACGAUGGACUCAUCGAGAUCGUUGGGUUUAGAAAUGCAUGGCAUGGUCUUGUUCUGCUUGCUCCAAAUGGUCAUGGGACAAGACUUGCUCAGGCAAAUCGAAUUCGGUUUGAAUUCAAGAAAGGUGCAGCGAAACAUGCGUAUAUGAGAAUGGAUGGAGAGCCAUGGAAACAACCACUGCCACUUGAUGAUGAAACUGUCAUGGUAGAGAUUUCACACCAUGGACAUGUGAAGAUGCUUGCAAACCAUAAUUGCAGGUCCAAAAGCAUGUAUGAGUCUUCUUCCACAACCCGGUCUGAUGAUGAUGAAAAUGAAGACUACUCAUCAGUGGCUAGAGGUGAGGAAGUGUUUAGAAAGUUUGGUGCGGCUGAUACAUUCAAGAUUUCUAACGAUCUUUGA